Molecule: messenger RNA, 639 nt
Organism: Durusdinium trenchii
Lineage: Eukaryota; Dinophyceae; Suessiales; Symbiodiniaceae
Source: the annotation of a GenBank genome assembly
AUGACGAUUACAAGGACGAAGGAUGGAGUUCCAGGAUGGAACGGAGAUCCAGCAUCUUGGCUGGAAUUUCGCCAGUUCGUGGCAUCUACCAAGUUUGAGGCCCGCUACACGUGCGGACCAAAGAUCGCGGCAGAGCUCACCGGUGCUGCGCGCACCGCCAUCAUGGGCAAGAAAAGUAGUUGGCUGAGCGAAGAACAGGGGACAGAGACAUUGUUGCAGCACCUUCAAAAGACCAUCGGGGAGCCAGCACUGCCAGAGGCCCAAGAAGCAGAAGAGGACGAACAGGUCAGCAUCCUACCAGACGCAGUCUUGGGAUGGAUGUUGUUGGAAAAGUCCGGCCUCGACACCAUGGAGAAGAGCAUCAUCCAGGGAGAGGUGAAGGGCAACUUCACUUUAGCAGGCAUUGAGAAUGCAUUGAGAGCUCACUGGGCCGACGACGCCAUCAAGAAGAGAGAUGGAGAGGGACGACAUUCCUCCCUAUUUCAAGGAGAAGAGGAUGAUGAAGAGUAUGAAAUGCCAUUGGACGAGGCAGACGCCUUCUAUGAGGGAUGGACUGAACGAGAAAAAGCUUGGUAUCAAGAAGCCAAGGAAGAUGAGCAGCAUGCUUGGCUGCAGAUGCAAGAGCAAAACGCACCUUGA